AUGGCGGGUAGGGUGAGCCGUAAUUGCCAGAUAUGCGGCAGCGACAUUGGUUUCACCAUGUUCGAUGAUGGCUUUUUCUACUGUGGCUAUUGCAACUCUCAGGCAGAUGAUAUUGUGGACACUGGGGUCGAUGAGGACCAACUUUUCUCCAAUUACUCCUCCACUUACACUCGGGCCCGCCGGGCCAAGCCCGAUGAUGCUGUCGAGCCCAAGCCCGAGCCCGAGGUAAAACUCGACACUUCACAGUAUUUGGACCAUAUUGAUGUUCCCAUGGAUGACUUGGGGGAUGUGGGUUACGACGAUGGAGUUGGGCCGACCGAGCCCAAUGACUUUGGUUCGUCUAAAAAGAAUAUUAGCUAUGAGGAAUAUUAUUUAGAGAUUAGGUCAAGAUACUUGGCUGGGAUUCAGAUUAUGAUUCAAUUGCAGUGCAAGGCUUUGGUUGAGGAGUUUAGUGUCAGCCCUUUGAUUGUUGGGCUUAUUGGGCCUCUGUGGCUGAGGUACUUGGCUUCUACUGGCAUUAUGGCUGAUGAAUGGGCCGACCGGGCUGUUCAUGAUUCUGAGUCUCAGCCACAAGGGGAAGUCGAUGAAAUUCAGCCCAGUGCCUCAAACCAUGAUGAGCCUGUAAACAUUCAUGGGAAAAGAGUGGUGGAAAUAUGGCAGAGUUCCCUCAGAAACACAAUAGCCAUACCUUGUACCUUAGCUAUUUCAUUCCUUGCUUGCCUUAUUGCUCGUGAGCCCAUAACUCCAUCAGACAUCGUGAGGUGGGCUGUCGAGGGAAAAUUACCAUAUUUUGCUGCUUUUCGAGAAAUAGAGAAGCAGAUGGGGCCCACUUCCGAGGCGUGCCCGAUUCGUGCAAGUGUCAUGUUCCGGCCCGUACGGAUUAUCUCAUCUCAAAGACUCGAGUCGAUGGCGGCUGGAAUUGCACAGAAAAUCGGUUUGGAUUUGCCUCCGGUGAACUUUUAUGCUAUUGCUUCGCGUUAUCUUAAAGAGUUAUCUCUCCCUGUAGAGGAAAUACUUCCAUCUGCAUGCCGUGUGUGUGAAUGGUCUUUGCCAUCUGAAUUAUAUCUUUCAGCGAACGAGUUUCGAAUUCCCACUCGUGCAUGUGUCAUGUCAAUCCUUGUUGUUACAUUAAGGAUUCUUUUCAACAUUAAUGGGUAUGGAGUGUGGGAAUCAAGUUUGCCUGAUGAUGCCGGUUGUUCGUCAUCAAAGAAAAAGGUCAAAAAUGGAGUUUCGCGUUCUGAUACAUUAGAGCCUUCUGGAUUGAAUGAUAAGAAGCUGCUAAGUCUGUUUGAAGCAAAAUAUGAUGAGCUUGAUAGUGUGCAUGCAUAUUCCAAUGACUUGCUGUCAUACCUCAGUUACUGUAAGGACGUGGUGUUUUCUGGAUUUCAGCCGUCUUUUGAGGAUAUUGAAGAAGAAAAGCUGGUGAAGGAUUUGUGGGAUUUUUAUAUGAAUAACAAGGACACUGGAACACUAGAUACUCGAGAAGAUGAUAAUAAAAAAACUGAAGGGGGCCAAGACACUUCCAAUACCACACCAGAAAAAGCCGAUACUUAUCUUCAUGGUGAUCCAAAACAGUCCACAAAAGACAAAGCAAUAAGGCAACUACAGCUGGACAUGGACGAAAACAAAUUUACAUAUAUUCCCCCAAGGGUCAAUGUUAAGAACCCAGACUAUGUCCAUUAUGCGAGGAAAAGGAAAGAAGUGCUUAUCUAUGCUGUCCAUGCCGAUUACUACAUUUUACUCCGUUCUUGUGCUAAGGUUGCCCGAGUUGAAGCUAGGGUCAUGCAUACAGCAGUGCUGAGUUUGGAAAGAAGAUUGAGGACCCAACGAGGCCUUCCCGAGACAUUGGUUUCCAUCUUGCGGGCCUGGCUUUUCGAGCACUUUCUUCACCCGAAUCAAAAGGAUUUUGAAAAGCUUAUGCUGGCUAGACAGACAGGAUUAACAAGAAGUCAGGUCUCGAACUGGUUCAUAAAUGCGCGAGUCCGCCUCUGGAAUCCCAUGGUCGAGGAGAUGUACAAAGAGGAAAAGGGAGAUGCCGACAUGGACUCAAACUCUUUGGGAUUACGGGACAGGAAAAACACGAGAAACGGGCCGAAUAUUUACGCGUCAUCAGCCACAGGUGAUGCUUACAACAUGUCUGAGCUUGGGGGAAUCGGUGGUGUCGACCCCGUGUCGCUUACACUGGGGUUGCAGCAAGGAGAAGGUGGUGGGUUGAACAGUCACGGUUAUAAUCUCCUGAGAGAAGGUUUAGGGUAUAACGAUGCAGCUGCAGCCAUGGCCAAUGAGGCAGGCGGAGUUUGA
Striga hermonthica is the source of this 2301-nucleotide messenger RNA. Lineage: Eukaryota; Viridiplantae; Streptophyta; Magnoliopsida; Lamiales; Orobanchaceae. The record is from the annotation of a GenBank genome assembly.